AUGCACGAGCACGAAGGACAACAUAUAUGUCCAAUAUGCGCAAAGACGUUCCCAGAGAAAAACCAACUUGGCAACCACAAGAAGAGUCACGACGGGCCAUUCGCAUGUACCAUCUGUCCGAAAGUGUUCCCCAAACGGGCGGCUCUCACGUCCCAUUCGCGCACUCACGAUCCUUUUCGGCGCACCGUGAAGUGCACAGUGGAAGGGUGCGGGAAGCAGUAUCGCAGAGGCGGCUGCUUGAACCGACAUAUGAAAAGCGCUCAUCAAUCGGGAGAUACUUAUGCAUGUCAAUUCUGCAGGAAGACGUAUCGUCGGUCCGAUCUUAGAGAUCGACAUGAAAAGGAUCAUUGCCACGUCCGGCAACAAGUUGAGUAG
Messenger RNA from Exophiala viscosa, 375 nucleotides. RefSeq lists its product as uncharacterized. Gene Ontology annotation, cellular component: nucleus. The transcript has a single exon. The record is from RefSeq and is a predicted model, not a curated record. Gene Ontology annotation, molecular function: DNA-binding transcription factor activity, RNA polymerase II-specific. Lineage: Eukaryota; Fungi; Ascomycota; Eurotiomycetes; Chaetothyriales; Herpotrichiellaceae. Gene Ontology annotation, biological process: regulation of transcription by RNA polymerase II. The coding region runs from base 1 to 375 and encodes 124 amino acids.